Gymnogyps californianus (California condor) is the source of this 1311-nucleotide messenger RNA. RefSeq names its product scavenger receptor cysteine-rich type 1 protein M130-like. The transcript is spliced from 8 exons. NCBI's taxonomy places the organism in Eukaryota, Metazoa, Chordata, Aves, Accipitriformes, Cathartidae. Bases 1 to 1311 code for a protein of 436 amino acids. Gene Ontology annotation, cellular component: membrane. The record is from RefSeq and is a predicted model, not a curated record.
AUGACUGUGUCACACUAUGAGGAUGCUGGAGUGACGUGUUCAGGCUCAGCCGGCUUUGCAUCCCUGCGGCUGGUGGGCGGAGGGAGCCGGUGCGACGGACGAGUGGAGAUCUUCCAGCAUGGGAUGUGGGGCAGAGUUCUGGAUGACGAGUGGGACAUGCAGGAGGCCAGGAGCCGGCGGGUCCGGCUGGUGAACGGGACUGGGCGCUGUGCUGGGAGAGUGGAGCUGUACUACCAGGGCACCUGGGGGACUGUGUGUGACGAUGGCUGGGACCUGUCUGAUGCCGCCGUCGUUUGCCACCAGCUGGGCUGUGGAGGGGCGGUGGAGGCGGCUGGCUCUGCUCGGUUUGGGGAAGGCUCCGGCCAGAUCUGGCUGGAUGGCGUGAACUGCUCUGGGGCCGAAGCUGCUCUCUGGGACUGCCCUGCUGGGCCCUGGGGGCAGCACGACUGCGGGCACAAAGAGGACGCGGGAGUCAUCUGCUCAGAGUUCGUGGCCCUGAGGCUGGAGAACAGCGACGGCUGCUCUGGGCGCCUGCAGGUUUUCUACAACGGGACAUGGGGGAGCAUUUGCUCCAACUCGAUGACUCUUGACACGGUGUCGCUGGCAUGCAAGGAGCUGGGCUGCGGGGAUGGAGGAUCCCUGGAAACACGCCUGCCCUACGGCAGGGUGUCUGGCCCUGCCUGGCUGGAUAACGUGCAGUGUGGGGAGAAAACCAGCUCCUUCUGGCAGUGUCCCUCCACUCCCUGGAACCCGCAGUCAUGUGAAGACCUGCGAGAUGAGAUCCACAUCACCUGCAAUGAUCCCACUCGAGGCCGUCUGACUGGCAGCGGGAGAGUCUCAGUGCCCGUCAUCAUCUGCAUCAUCCUGGGGGCCCUUCUCUGCCUGCUCCUGGCCCUCCUGGCCGGGCAAGUGCUAAGCACCAGGACUGGGCGCAGAGGCUCCAGGAGAGCUCAGGAGCUCUUCCCCGAGGCCGUGUACGAGGAGAUCGGUUACAGCCCAGCAUGGGAGAAGCAGGCGAGGUUUGGUCGCUCAGAUGUUCUUGUCCUGGCCGCAGGGGCCAGCCUGCGCUCCCGGACAAGUGUCGGGGUCCCCAGAGCUGAAGGAGACACCUUGUCCCUAUCCCUGGCGAGCAUGGGCUAUGAUGAUGCUGAAGAGGUGUCUCUGGCACAUCCCCGUGAGGACACAAAGGCUGUGACAGUGGAGCUCUGUGCACAACAGUCCCUGAGCCCCAGGCCAGGAGAGCCCAUCCCUGCUGUGCAGCUGGGUGCAGCCGGGACGGAGGAGAGGUCUGUGCAGCUGGGAGAGCUGUGA